Molecule: messenger RNA, 1496 nt
Organism: Drosophila sulfurigaster albostrigata
Lineage: Eukaryota; Metazoa; Arthropoda; Insecta; Diptera; Drosophilidae
Gene: Gabat
Product: 4-aminobutyrate aminotransferase, mitochondrial
Exons: 4
Coding region: 16-1443 (475 amino acids)
Biological process (GO): GABA catabolic process
Cellular component (GO): mitochondrion
Molecular function (GO): pyridoxal phosphate binding
Source: RefSeq, a predicted model, not a curated record
GACAAUGAUGUAUGUAUGCUUGUAAUUUUAGGAGUGAAAUUCUACUCGGCAACAGCGGAACCCAAGGAGCCGGUUGUACGCACUAAAACCAUUCCAGGUCCAAAAUCAGUUGAACUCAACAAAAAACUCGGUGAAAUUCAGAGUACUGGAAGUAUUCAAUAUUUUGCCGAUUAUGAGAAAUCUUCAGGAAACUACAUUCAAGAUGUAGAUGGAAACGUUUUGCUUGAUGUUUAUACUCAAAUUUCGUCAGUUCCGUUAGGCUAUAACCAUCCCAGGCUUCUCAAUCUCUUCAAGGAUGACAAGAAUAUUAAAACCCUUGUCAACAGACCCGCUCUUGGUGUGUUUCCCGGAAAGGAAUGGCCCGAUAAACUACAAUCAAUUUUGCUACAAGUGGCUCCCAAAGGAUUGAACAAAAUUACCACAAUGAUGUGCGGCUCAUGCUCUAAUGAAAACGCCUUUAAGAGCAUUUUUAUUUGGUACCAGAAUAAAGUUCGUGGAACUGCAAAACUUACUGAAGAUGAGAUAUGCUCUUGCAUGGUAAAUAUGCCACCAGGAGCUCCAGAGCUUUCCAUUUUGUCGUUCAAGGGCGCUUUCCAUGGUCGCACCUUGGGAGCUUUAUCUACAACGCAUUCCAAAUAUAUUCAUAAACUAGACGUUCCAUCGUUUGACUGGCCGAUUGCAUCAUUCCCACAAUACAAGUACCCAUUGGAAGAAAAUGUUGCAGAAAAUAAGAAAGAAGAUGAGAAAUGCCUAGCCGAGGUCGCAGAUCUGAUUGAAGUGUAUAAGAAGAAGGGCAAGCCAGUUGCUGGUGUUAUCAUUGAACCCAUUCAAAGUGAAGGCGGUGACAAUGAAGCUUCCCCCGAGUUCUUCCAGGGUCUGCAAAGAAUUUGCAAGCAAAAUGGAUCUGCCCUUUUAAUUGACGAAGUUCAAACUGGUGGCGGAAGCACUGGCAAGUUUUGGUGCCAUGAACAUUUCAACCUUGAGAGUCCGCCAGAUGUCGUUACAUUCAGUAAAAAACUUCAGCUUGGUGGAUAUUUCCAUAAUGAUGACUUUGUGCCGAAAGAACCUUACAGGAUCUUCAACACAUGGAUGGGGGAUCCAGGCAAAGUAAUUAUUUUGGAAGAAAUAUUAAAGGUGAUUAAGGAGGAGAAAUUAAUGGGUAAUGUUGCAAGUGCCGGUAAAGUAUUGAAAGACGGUUUAUUAAGCUUGGAAAAAGAAUUUCCAAAUCUUCUCAACUCCACUCGUGGACGUGGUACAUAUUUGGCUGUUAACAGCGUUAAUGGCAAAGUACGCGAUUCGAUCGUGGCCAAUUUGAAGCUCAACGGAAUUCAAACUGGAGGUUGUGGAGAAAAUGCCAUUCGCUUCCGUCCAGCCUUAGUGUUUAAGGAACAUCAUGCCAAUAUUGUGCUGGAUCGCUUUAGGAAAGUAUUGAAAUCUUUGUAAAUUCAUAAAUGUAAAUAAAUGUGCUCUGAAUAAUAAAGAUAUGAAGCUCUAAA